This is a messenger RNA of Perkinsus marinus ATCC 50983, 903 nucleotides long. Its product is annotated as NAD dependent epimerase/dehydratase, putative. The record is from RefSeq and is a predicted model, not a curated record. Gene Ontology annotation, molecular function: GDP-L-fucose synthase activity. Bases 1 to 903 code for a protein of 300 amino acids. NCBI's taxonomy places the organism in Eukaryota, Perkinsozoa, Perkinsida, Perkinsidae. The transcript is spliced from 10 exons.
AUGGCUGCGAUCAAGAAGCCUGUGGUAUUGGUAACGGGGGGAAGAGGGUUGGUGGGCAGAGCCAUUCAGGAUGAGGUUGCCGCGCUUAAUGCCUCUCAUCCCGGUGCAAGAGCAGAGUGGCACUUCGUCCACUCAGGAGAUGCCGACCUUCGAGACCCCGAGGCUACGGCAGCUCUCUUCGACAGAGUAAAGCCAAGUCAUCUCGUCCACUUAGCGGCCCGUGUCGGAGGUCUCUUUGCUAACAUGCAGGACAACCUCGGUUUUUUCGAGGACAAUCUCAAGCUCAACAGUAACGUACUUAGUAAUGCCGCCCGUGUUGGGGUUAAAAACGCCAUAUUCUGUUUGAGCACUUGUGUGUUCCCAGCUGAUGCCAAAUUGCCUAUAACGGAAGAGGACCUGCAUAAGGGGCCACCGCACUUCUCGAAUGAGGGAUAUGCCUAUAGCAAACGCAUGAUGGAGUGCCAAGUUCGAUACUAUCGGAAAGCAUACAACUUGCCCAACUGGUUGUGUGUGGUCCCCACUAAUAUCUACGGACCAUAUGACAACUUCCACUUGGUGAAUUCUCACGUCAUACCGGCGUUGAUCAGGAAGUGCUACGACGCAAAGAAAAACGGCGAGGCCUUCGUCGUGUUGGGUACUGGCAAGCCUCUACGUCAGUUCAUAUACUCAAAGGAUAUGGCUAGGAUCAUUAUUCAUCUACUCUUCAAACCGCCACGCACGGGAGAUGUAGAUUCUAGGGUGGGCCCUGCGGUAGACAUAGUUUCGUAUAUCUGUUGUGGUGACGAAGACUCCGAGGACGGUGAGCUAAGCAUAGCCGAUGUGGCCAGGGGCAUCGCUAAGGCCAUGGACUUCCGUGGGAAAAUAAAAAUCUGCUUCAUAAUGCUUAGCGCCAUAUCGCGUUGA